Fusarium musae is the source of this 1041-nucleotide messenger RNA. RefSeq lists its product as uncharacterized. Bases 1 to 1041 code for a protein of 346 amino acids. The record is from RefSeq and is a predicted model, not a curated record. Gene Ontology annotation, biological process: transsulfuration. NCBI's taxonomy places the organism in Eukaryota, Fungi, Ascomycota, Sordariomycetes, Hypocreales, Nectriaceae. Gene Ontology annotation, molecular function: cystathionine gamma-synthase activity; pyridoxal phosphate binding. The transcript is spliced from 2 exons.
AUGCUAAUAACAGCGCGUCAUCAUGCCAAAGAUCUUCAAAGACAUUUAGACGAGCAGCUAACAAGAGAAUUUGCCUUCGUCGUUGAAUUUGAGGGUAAUAUUCGUCCCGUUGAAAAGUCAGAGAACGGAAGUGACUUGAACGAGAUCUCUGUGGUCGUCUACCCUCCACGAGGAGCAAAAGAGGCCAAGGUUGCCAUACAACAACGUAUUGCAGACUCGUUCAGUACCGAAGACAACAAGUUGAAGAAGAGUGAUGUGCUCUUAUACCCCACCGGCAUGUCGGCUAUUAGCCAUAUCCAUGACAUUAUCAGCCUUUACACUACAACGACAAAGAAGACCAUUGCGAUCUUUGGCGGUACACAAUACGACUUGGAAACUCUUGAAGAGGAGUUGGCUGCAGGUCUGGAGCUGUGUGCCCUCUUCACAGAGUUCCCUGGCAACCCACUCUUUGGCUUUGUCGAUCUAGAGCGGAUAAAAAGACUGUCCGAUGAAUUAUUCUUCUUGUUCGUGGUUGACGAUACAGUCGGUACAUCGGUAAACGUUGACGUUAUCUCACAUUGCGAUGUUGUCUGCACAAGCUUGACAAAGAUGUUUAGUGGAGGCUGCAACGUCAUGGGAGGAAGCGUGACCCUGAACCCAAAGAGCAGAGGCCAUUGGGAUAUGAAGAGACUGUUGAAGGACCGCUAUGCCAAUACCUUCUUCCCGCUGGAUAUGAUUGUUAUGGAGAAAAACAGCGCCGAUUUUGAAGAACGAGUCACCGAAGCGAGUCAAAAUGCAGAACAUCUCGCGGAUACACUCCGCAAGCACAGUUCAUUCGGGCAAGUGCACUAUCCCAAGGGAAGCCCGACACAACGGCUCCAUGAGAAAUACAAACGUCCAGGAAAGGGAUAUGGGUAUUUGUUGUCCAUUCGUUUCAACACCCCCGCAGCUGCCAUCGCGUUCCACGACGCUCUUGAUGUGGCGAAAGGGCCGAGUCUUGGGACCAACUUCACUCUGGGUUGUGCAUAUACGCUCUUCGCGCAUUUCCACGAGCUUGAAUAG